AUGGUCCAGCUCAAACUCGAACCUGCCAGUGCGCCGCGGCUACUUCAAAGCUGGCCUCCAUCGCCGACCAGCAGUCCGCCGUCAAACGAGCUGACAGCGUGCCUCGACGACGACUAUGUCUCCGACUCAUACAACUUGGACUUUCACUGGCUUGACGGUCCAGAUAUUCUCUUGGACGCGGACUUGCAGUCAUUCUUCUUUGAUCACCUCCAUGGACCACUGCACUGCGCCCAAGUCCCCCCACUGCCCCCACCAUCGCACCAUCCUUCCCCCGUGGCCCCACCCUUCUCGAACUCCCGCUCGACUUCAACGCCACAUCCACCGGUGCCGCCGAGCCAUUCGUCGAGUCGCCCCGCCAAGCCCCGCCGGCCCAAAUGCACCGUGGACGGCUGCGACCAGCGCGUACGAUCGCGAGGCGUGUGUAAACGGCAUGGUGGGGGUCGGCUGUGCCUCAUUCCCGAUUGCCAGAACUCCGCCGUGGGACUAGAGUACUGCGUGAGCCACGGAGGCGGCAAGGGUUGCCUCCGUGAGGAAUGCACUAAGGCGGCGCAGGUGGGCGGGUAUUGCAAAGCCCAUGGAGGCGGAUCUCGCUGCCAAGUCGACGGGUGCAAGAAAAGCAGCCAAACCAACGGCCGAUGUCGACUUCACGGUGGCGGCAAGCGGUGCACUGCCCCAGGCUGCACCAAAGGAGCCCAACGACUUGGGCUGUGCGCUGCCCACGGUGGCUACCACAUCUGCCAACACGAGUCGGGAUGCCCCCGCAAAGACCGCGGCGGGGGAUACUGCGAGACGCACCGCCGCGACUUGGAGUGCUCAUCCGUCGGCUGCAAGCGGCUACGCAAGGCACAUGGACUAUGUACUACACACCUUCGCGUUGGUGACCAUAACGACUUGAUGGCAAUCCUCGACGAGUUGCUAGAUAUGCCAAAGCAACGACUGCGUUGA
This is a messenger RNA of Aphanomyces astaci, 945 nucleotides long. RefSeq lists its product as hypothetical. The transcript has a single exon. Lineage: Eukaryota; Oomycota; Saprolegniomycetes; Saprolegniales; Verrucalvaceae. The record is from RefSeq and is a predicted model, not a curated record. The coding region runs from base 1 to 945 and encodes 314 amino acids.